UCUCCUCCCGGCGACGGAAGAAGGGCAGCGACGUCAUUUCCGCUUGCUGAAUAGGACGAAUUUGGGCAAGAUGGCGCUCUCCCUGCUGAGAUUAACAGGUCGGCGCUGCCUCUGUGUCCGUCUUGGGCCAGGACUCUCUACACAACAUGCGGUUUCCAAGGCAACGACAGCCAAAGAAGAAAUGGCCCAGUUUUGGGACAAGAACACCCAGUCAAAGCGUCCUCUCUCCCCUCAUAUUACCAUCUACCAGUGGUCUCUGCCCAUGAUGAUGUCCAUUUCUCAUCGUGGCACAGGGGUUGCAAUGAGCUUAGGAGUGUCACUCUUCGGCUUAAGCGCUUUGGUGCUUCCAGGGCAUUUCGCUGACUACCUGGACCUCAUCCGGUCCCUCAGUCUGGGUCCUGCUCUUAUCUAUUCUGCAAAGUUUGCCCUGGCUUUCCCCUUGACCUUCCACACUUGGAAUGGAAUCCGGCAUCUGGCCUGGGACAUGGGCAAAGGAUUGAAGAUACCGCAGGUCUACCAGUCUGGGGUCGUUGUCCUCAUCUUGACGGUUUUGUCCUCCGUUGGAAUUGCAGCCAUGUAAACGGAGUCAAGGGCAGCUCUCCUCCACCUCCUGAACCGUUUCUUAAUCAAAGCAUUAGGAGUGUGGCUUUCAGUUCUUGACCCGGAUGAAUAGAUCACAGAUCCAUAAGGCCAUUUUUUGCUGUCUCUCAGAUCAGCCCAGAUUAUUAUAGACAUCCUUGCAUAUGCGUGUGAUAGUUGCGGGAUCGCCAUGUAAAUCCAAAGACUUCUAGAAGGCCGAUAUAAGCAGAAUACUAGUUGGUGAAGAAGUUCACAUACCCACAACGUACCACAAGCCUUUGCUUUUCUCGGCUGUGUGCCGUCUUUUCUUUCUCCCUCCACUUCCAAACAAUAUCAGUCUUUGUACCCAACUGAAAGAGAAGGGGGACUCCAAUCGUGCAGUGGGUGAGCGAGCGUGUGGGUACACUUCUUCAAAGGACAACAAUCCCCAUUGAUGGCUGAACUGCAGCAAGACCAGCACAUUCAGGCUUUGGCCACCUCCAGCUGCCGUCCUAUUCCUUGUCUCUUUAUCUCCAGAAUAUUGGCCUGAGGGAGGUUUAAGGGCCUGAAGCCUGCUCUAGUGUCUUGUGCAGGUUUCUUCCAGCCAUAGAGACCAUCUCCUAAUAUCCUAACCCAAGGUUAUGUCAUUCCUAUGUUCCUUGAGCAUGACAUAAUCUUACAUCAGGAUGUUAGAUUUCAAACCUUUCAACAUCUGCUGCUCCUUUUCCUUUUGUCAGACAUUUCCAACCAAAUGAAUGAGCAUCACCUCCUCUGUAAAUGUAAGCUGUCCUGUAAUUAUCAAGAUACGCUGAAGUUGUUGCUUCGGUUUUAUAGUGUUCUUGCCCUUUCGGUUAAUAAAUGAAUAAGCCUCAGCCUUUUGCUGGGCUCCUAAAAGUUGUUUGGCAGUAA
Anolis sagrei ordinatus is the source of this 1467-nucleotide messenger RNA. It is a transcript of the gene SDHC, whose product is annotated as succinate dehydrogenase complex subunit C. Gene Ontology annotation, cellular component: membrane. The record is from RefSeq and is a predicted model, not a curated record. Lineage: Eukaryota; Metazoa; Chordata; Lepidosauria; Squamata; Anolidae. Gene Ontology annotation, biological process: tricarboxylic acid cycle; mitochondrial electron transport, succinate to ubiquinone. Gene Ontology annotation, molecular function: electron transfer activity; oxidoreductase activity, acting on the CH-CH group of donors.